Molecule: messenger RNA, 1661 nt
Organism: Planococcus citri (citrus mealybug)
Lineage: Eukaryota; Metazoa; Arthropoda; Insecta; Hemiptera; Pseudococcidae
Exons: 4
Coding region: 112-984 (290 amino acids)
Molecular function (GO): acyltransferase activity, transferring groups other than amino-acyl groups
Source: RefSeq, a predicted model, not a curated record
CGGUUUAUAACAAAUUGAGCAGCUCAACGAGUGGAUAGUUCUGUUAUUUUUCGUGGUUGAAUUUAUUCGAUUUUUUACACUAUUUUUUUAAAUCAUUUUUUGUGUUUAAUCAUGGAUAUUCCUUCUGAAGGAAAACACUUUAAAUUAAUUAGAAACGAAGAUUUAUAUGAUGUGUUGCAUUAUCUCGAAUACUUUAUGCCUGAAUCUUUGAAAUUUCAUCAAACGCUGAAAACAUAUUUGGAAGAUCACGUAUGGAAUUUUCAUUUUUACGUGUCCAAAAGCUGGCCUCGUGAUCCGAUUUGUUUGCAUUUUCCUGGCAUAACUGCUCAUGAAAAUGGAGAAAUUUUUGGCAGUUUGGGAUUAUUCUGCCCUACCAAUCGAACGGAUUGUCUAUAUUUGCUGCUCGAUGAGAACAUUUUGAUAGAUUGGACGAAGCCCUUGUAUAUUCAUUAUAUUCAUUCUUCUAUCAUGGAUAAUAUCGAAUACAUUUACCGUAGCGUUGGAAUUGUUGAAAAAAAAUGUUACGGUGAUUUUUAUAUCCAUUAUUCGCCGAAUGAUUUAUCUCCAAUACCUCCUAGGUUCAACGAAGGCGAAGCCCAUUUCAAAAUUUUGGAAAAGAAAGACGCGGCAGUAAUUCACGCUUAUUAUCCAGCCAAAAAUAUAGAAAGCUUGAAGUUAUUCGAAACUUUAGUCGAAAAGUUACCCUCGUAUGGAAUCUUCAUCAAUGACGAACUGGUUGCUUGGAUGAUCCAGUCGUACUACGGAGCAAUGAUUUCAAUGUAUACCAAGUCUCGUUUUCGUUUACACGGAUUUGGGUCUUUUAUCGCCAAAUAUUUGAGUAAAUUGGUUGCAGGUCGUGGUUAUGCUCCGUAUGUUUUGGUUAGAUCGAAUAAUGAGGUUUCUCGCAAUUUGUACGAACGUUUGGGUUUUACUAAAUUGUAUACGAAUGUCCGGGGUUUAUUGAAACCUAAUUCAUAUCGUUAAAUUUUGACGACUGUCCGAUAUUGAAAACGUAUGCACAAUUUUGGAAAUUUAUUGCUGAGAUCCGUCAUUUAAAAAAAUUAAAAAAAAAUUCGGUGCUUACUUUGUGAAUUGAUUAAUUUCAUAUGUUAGCUAUAAAAUUGAUAAUUGUAGAAAUCUCAACUCACCCCGCACCCAUAACUCAAGAUGUUAGUAACUUAUCAUUUUUUCAACUAUCAAUGUAUACCUAAGUGAGAAAUUACGUGACAGUUGCAUAUUUUGUAAAAUGAAUCGAAGGCUAGUGAAGCAAAUACCUACGCGAGUCAUGUAAUUUUUCUCAUCGAUGUUUUUGACUAAAAGUCUUUUAAAUCGCACUUGCACCGAAAUUUGACUUAUUGCAUUGUAUCGAUAGAUUUUCGGCUCAAAUAUAAUUAAAAAUCGAUUCUUUUCUGCGAUGCUGUCUUCUUGAGGGCUGCACCUACCUAUUUACGCCGAAAUUUCAAUCAACUACUGAAUCUACUUACUGUACCGUAGGUUUCUUCAUUUUUGAUGUAUUUAUUUCACGAAUAGAGUUAAGUAGUGUGAUUUCAUGUGUACCAAUUCAUAGUUCAGCGUAUUUUUAUCCUCCGGUGACCUAUCAGUCACCGACGCUGAAAACUUUUUGAUUAUUUAUCCGUAAAAUAAAGCAUUUUUCUCGUAUA